Acyrthosiphon pisum (pea aphid) is the source of this 2698-nucleotide messenger RNA. RefSeq names its product protein fem-1 homolog B. The coding region runs from base 534 to 2540 and encodes 668 amino acids. Lineage: Eukaryota; Metazoa; Arthropoda; Insecta; Hemiptera; Aphididae. Gene Ontology annotation, molecular function: protein binding. The transcript is spliced from 12 exons. The record is from RefSeq and is a predicted model, not a curated record.
CAGUAGCUGUCAGUGCCAUAGCUCAAAUAGAGUUUAAUUUUUUUAAUAAUAAUAUGCUCUCGUCCUAUUAUCUAGGCAUAUAAAUAAACAGCAUUUCCUACACUCCCAUCACAGGAUUGAGUGUAAAUUGUUCUGUGCUCCUAUCGUUAUUUCAUGCAAUAUUUAUUCGUUUUUUUUAAUGAUAUUAUUAUUUGUGAUUAUACAGAUUAUCAAUGUUUUGGUAGUCGUUACUCGGACGCUCACUGCCCAGUCAUUCGCUCGAUGGUGUCUCACCUUCACUGUUCACUAAUCACUGGUCAAUGAUUAUCACAAAUAAAUAUUAAAUUCAUAAUAAUAUUAUUACCACACAUCGUUUAAAUUUUACCAUUAUAGUUUAAUAACUUUUAUAUUAUUAUGUAAUUACUAAUUAAUAUUUACUUGUUUACGUACUGGAUGACACGAAUGUCGAAUAAUCACAUUUGACACAAGUCUCAAGUGGACACACGAACUUACUUGCCCGAGCAAGAGUAACCGCCGUUCGUUUUGUCCCAAAAAUGUCACGACGCAUCUUAGUUACAUCAGAAACCCCAUUAAAUAUCGUGGAUCAUCCUUAUUAUUGCCACUCGUUCCCAUCCUACUCUAAUGAAUUGGGUACUGACAAAGAUUACCUGAACAUUCGCUUCAUCGAAACUAUUAAUAUAAUUGAAAGGGACGAGAUCGUCGACACGGAUUUUUUAAUCAAUAGGACUUACGCCAGCCCCUUUGAUCAGCAAUUUACGCUGCUAAUGGAGGCUAGCCUGAAUGGCCAAAUAAAAAUUGUAAAGGCAUUGUUUGACAGAUUUAAUGUUGCAGUGGACAACGUGGGAGAUGUAGUACAUUUUGGUUCACUUGUCAAAGGGGCUACAGCACUUUGGUGUGCGGCUGGAACUGGGUCCAUGGAAGUAGUCAAAAUUCUUGUUGAGAAUGGUGCAAAUGUUAACUUUCUUACUGAAACUAAGUCAUCUCCAUUACGAGCAGCUUGUUAUUUAGGACAUCUAAAUAUUGUUGAAUAUUUGGUUGAACAUGGAGCAAAUGUUAAUUUAACCAAUAUAUAUAAUAGUACAUGUCUUAUGAUUGCUUCUCAUAAUAAUCACAAAGAAGUUGUUGAAUAUUUGUUGAGAAAGGGAGCUGAUAUUAAUAUACAAACUAAUUGUGGAUCUACUGCCAUGCACUUUGCUGCACAAGCCGAUAAUUUGGAAAUUGCUAAACUACUCAUAGAAUUUAAUGCUCAACAACUAAAAAAUCGGCAAUCUUUGACUCCAAUUUUGGUGGCAGCCGAAAGAACACAUCAUGAUUUUGUAUAUUGUCUCAUUGAUGAGAUGAGCCAAUUAAAUUUAUCCCGGGAAGAGAUGAUAGAGGCUGAAGAGUUACUAGGUGCUUCGUUUUUGAAUGACAAAGAUCAUUAUGACUUAAGUCGGGGAUAUAAUAUUUUGAUUCGAGCGAUGAAAAGGCGGUACGAGAAGCAUCCAAUUAUAAAUAAAAAAGUUAACAAAACCGUCGAAUGUUACAAUAACAAAGUAGAAUGUCAAACCGUACAAGAGUUAUUAGAUAUAAAAGAUAAUGCUGAAGCUAUACAUUUUGAAUCACUGAUAAUUAGAGAACGGAUUUUAGGAGAAAACAAUCCAGAUUUAUUACAAUCAAUCAUAUACCGUGGUGCUGUAUAUGCAGAUGCACAUAAUUUUACACCUUGUAUACUUCUCUGGAAUCAUGCCUUAAAAAUAGCUAAUCACAAUAAACAUAGCGUCCAAAGAGAUCUUUUACGAUUCACACAGGUGUUUUGUCAAAUGAUUAAAAAUAAUAUUAAAAUCAAAUUAUCAGAUUUAAAGAAUAUUUUACAAUCUGCAUGUGAUGAAUUAAUUAUUAUUAAAAAAAAAUUAUCUGAAGUUGAUUGUUCAGCUGAAAAAGAAUUAUCAAAGAAUGAAUACUAUUCAAACAUGAAGUCGACACUUGGUUUGAUUAUUAUAACCAGUAUCGCAUUAUUACAAAAUAGUAAUAAUGAAGAUCCCUUAGUAGGCGAUUUGAUGAAAGUUAUAGUGGAAAUAAAUAAACUUGAACUUAAAACAAAUAAAGGCCAAACAUUACUUCAUUUGUGUCUUAAUUAUGAUACAAACGUUGACAAUAUUUUCACAACAGGAAUUUGCUGCUUUCCAAACUUUCUUGCAAUGAAAUUAUUAGUUCAUUGUGGAGCAAACGUAGAUGCAGUUGACAAUGAUAAAAAUACACCACUCCAUUACAUUGGUAAAUUCAUAACAGAUUUUCCUCACAUACCACACGACAGUGAUUACUUAGACACAAGAAAAAUGGUCAUGGAGUUGUUGAAUGCUGGUGCUCAUACAGAUUUUGUAAACAAAUUAGGGGUUUGUCCUCAUACAGGAUAUCUGUCGAAUUUAUUUCAUUUAACAAACAAAAUGCCAAGGAGUUUGAAAUGUUUAUCCGCCAGUGUGCUCAAGUACCGAUGUCCAAAAAAAUACUACCGCGAUCAAUUGCCAAAAAUAUUAGUACAAUUUACUAAUUUACAUUAAGUGAUUGAUAGUUAGUAAAAUAUCUAGACAAUAAAAAUAGUACCUUCUUUAUGACAUAUAAAAGUAAAUUAAAAAGUCGUCAUUUUAUGCAGGUCAGCUGUUAGGCAGAUCAAUGAAUGCUUACAGUAGAAUAUUGAAGAGACUUCAUCAUAAUUCAU